CGGAGCCCAUCGGAGACGCACCAGAGGAUCACCAUGGCGCAAGACAUGCGAGCGCUGCGGGACUACGUGACGGCAAUGGAUGGCCACCAGUACGACAAUGUACCUGAAGGCGUCGUGUGUCUGCUCAUCACGCACAGCAACCUUCAGCUGCAGAUGGUUGAUAUCCGGCUGGACUUGCACGGCACCAUUGGCGAGCUUCGGCACAAAUUGUACCAGCACACAGGCACCAAGCCGGACGCCAUGGAGUUGCUGGUCAUACGCAGCGACGGAUCGGUGUACGCCCGUCUAGAUGAUGACCAGAGAAUGUUGGGCUUUUAUAGCCUGGAGAACGGCAUGCGGCUGCACGUCGUGGAUAAGGAUCCAUUUUCACUCUCGAAAGGCGGCGGCCUGGAGGACGUAUCGCUCGUCAAGAAGUACGAGAUCUCCGAGGAGGACUACAACAAGCGCGAGAAGACUGUGCGUGCGUACAAGAGGGAGCAGCUUGCUAAGGACCCCAACUGGAAGCCCAAGGCCAUGAUGAAUGUCACUAAACCGACUGUGGAUCCUGCAGCGCUGCCAGGCCCAGAGACUGUUGUAAACUUGAAGGUUGGCGACCGAUGUGAAGUGCAGCCCGGGGGUCGUCGUGGACAGGUGCAGUACCUGGGAGAGAUUCCAGAGAUCGCUCCGGGCUACUGGGUCGGAGUGCAGUUCGACGAGCCUGUGGGCAAAGGUGACGGCUCUGUCAAGGGCGCAACUUACUUUAAGUGCGAGCAGAAGUAUGGCGGAUUCAUUCGCCCUCAUAACGUUGCAGUGGGCGAUUUCCCGGCAUUAGAUCCAUUCGCAGAUCUUUCAGACUCUGAUGACGAUGAACUGUAGUCUGCGUUGAAGCCAGUAUGUCCUGAAGCUAGGCAAUAGGUAGCUAACAACAGCCCGCAGUAUUUGUCGGUCAGCCCCGCGUAGUCUGCUGUAUCAUACACAACACAGCGGACUCCAAACACCAGACAGGAAAUCAACUCUAACUUACUUUCCACAGUGUUUCCUGCUCUGCUAAUACGCUUGCUACUUUGCUUUCCGAGGUCUCCGUCGUCCAGCCAACACUGCCAGACUAGGGAUUAUUUUCAGCCACCGCAGCAUGUAAACUGAGAACCACCUUACACCUCGGCCUUGCGCGUGAUCUCCUCGACGUUCCAGCGCUUGCGCUUGGACAGUGGGCGAGUGCCUGACAGACGCACGAAGUCGCCGAUGUUGCAGGCGUUCUCCUCGUCGUGGGCCAUGAAC
Molecule: messenger RNA, 1257 nt
Organism: Phytophthora nicotianae INRA-310
Lineage: Eukaryota; Oomycota; Peronosporomycetes; Peronosporales; Peronosporaceae
Exons: 2
Coding region: 34-855 (273 amino acids)
Biological process (GO): cytoplasmic microtubule organization; post-chaperonin tubulin folding pathway; tubulin complex assembly
Cellular component (GO): microtubule plus-end; cytoplasm; nucleus
Molecular function (GO): microtubule plus-end binding; alpha-tubulin binding
Source: RefSeq, a predicted model, not a curated record